This is a messenger RNA of Ordospora colligata OC4, 498 nucleotides long. RefSeq lists its product as uncharacterized. Lineage: Eukaryota; Fungi; Microsporidia; Ordosporidae. The record is from RefSeq and is a predicted model, not a curated record. The transcript has a single exon. Gene Ontology annotation, biological process: retrograde vesicle-mediated transport, Golgi to endoplasmic reticulum. The coding region runs from base 1 to 498 and encodes 165 amino acids. Gene Ontology annotation, molecular function: SNAP receptor activity.
AUGGAUGAGGAGAUAAACAGAAAGAUUAUGAGAUCAAACUUUUCGUCACCUGAGGAGUUAAAAGAGCAUAUACGUUUAGUACAAGCAAUGGUGAGUGAAUAUGAGAAGAAAAUGUAUGAAACAUACAACUAUGAUGACAAGUGUAGAACCAAGAUAAGAGAAUGGAGAAACAAACUCUAUCAAAUGGCACAUGAAAACAAGAUCACGCAGGAAAGCUCUGAUAAUAUAGAUGAGCUUGAAAAAACUGCAAGGCUGGUUCAUAGACAAAUUGGUAAGGCAGAUACAAAUCAAAGUGUGCUUGAUAAAAGCACACUCAAGCUCAUGGGCCUGAAUUACACCAGUAAAGAUAUUGAAAAUGCGCUUGUUGAAACAAAGGAAAAAAUGAAAAAGAAUAGAAAACAGGAACGAGCCGAGGUGUUCUUGCUGACUGGUGCAUUUGUACUGUUUGUCUGUGUAUGUAUUCUAAUACUUUUUGACAAGCUUGUUUCGAAAACCUGA